GUGGAGUUCAACCGGCAAUGCCCAUGCCUGCCUACCCUUUAAGACAUGCCAUACUAAUUAGACUAAUUGGCUGAUGUCUACAAAGUUGGGUGGCUGAUUCGGCUUUUACACAGUAUGGUCAUGGCCUCAGGCAUUCAUACUGAGUGGUGCCCAAGGCAGAUCGCUAGGGGCAUUCCUGGCGCAGAGGAUAGCAACAGAGGUUGUGCUCUUCAUGAGAAUGGGACUCAAGAACUAACUACUAACUACGAUGUAGAUCGACCAUUCCUGCAGGCAUUCGACACCGAGUUGACUAGCUAUCUUACUAGUGAAUCUCACCGAUAGCAAGCAAGCGACCGAACCCAAUAACUCUCCUUCCACGGAUAGGACAUCACCCGCGGGGACAUGCUUAUCGAGAACCGGACUAAUUAACUACGGAAUGCCAACUGAAACUAGCUUCGAAUCAUUCCCUUUGAUGCAUUCCCCCGCUUCGUACGCCUGUUUUCCUGGCCCCCUCUGUCUUCCCCUUUGUACGCCCGGCCCCCAGCCACUGCUGAUCUUUACUAUCCUGUUUGCUUCUUAACCCCAAUCUCCCCGCCAUGCCUCUCCGCACACUUCAACAAACCUGCCUCUAAUUGUACCCUGUUUCCACUUUUACCAUGCCCCUUGCUCGCCUCUGGCCGGCGUGCCUCACGCUGCUCGUGGCCGGGGCCGCCGCCGUUAAGGUCAAUCCUUUACCAGCUCCGCGCAACAUUUCUUGGACUUCUUCGGGUCCUAAGCAGCUGGCAAGCUUUGUCAGUCUCCGUGCAUCGCAAGAUACCCCCGACUUCAUUCUCGCCAAUGGAUGGAAUCGCGCAUGGGAUUCUAUUGUCUCCUUACAAUGGGUACCCGCAGCGACCGAAGGCCCCAUGUCAUCCUAUCAACCUUUUCCCACCGCGACGGCCGCGGCCGGGGUCACUAAACGGUCCUCGCAGGCACUGCCAUCGCUGCAGUUUGUUGAUGUGAAUGUGGCUGAUCUUGACGCGGAUUUGCAGCAUGGAGUUGACGAGUCUUACACACUGGAGGUCACCGAGAGCGCUACUUCAGUCGUCAUCGAGGCACCCACUGUCUGGGGAGCACUCCAUGCCUUUACUACUCUCCAGCAGCUGGUCAUCUCUGACGGACAGGGCGGCUUGAUAAUUGAGCAGUCAGUUAAGAUCCAGGAUGCGCCGCUCUAUCCUUACCGGGGUAUCAUGCUUGAUACUGGUCGAAAUUUUAUCUCAGUUAGCAAGAUCUAUGAGCAGCUGGACGGCAUGUCACUUUCUAAGCUCAAUGUUCUACACUGGCACAUGGAAGACACCCAAUCGUGGCCAGUGCAGAUUGAUGCCUAUCCAGAGAUGAUCCAUGAUGCCUACUCCCCGCGCGAGGUAUAUUCACACGCCGACAUGCGCAAUAUCGUAGCGUAUGCCCGAGCACGCGGCGUACGGGUCAUUCCUGAGAUUGAUAUGCCCAGCCAUUCCGCUUCGGGUUGGAAACAGGUUGACCCCCAGAUGGUCACCUGCGUGGAUUCCUGGUGGUCUAAUGAUGAUUAUGCCUUGCAUACCGCGGUAGAACCCCCACCCGGUCAAAUGGACAUCAUUUACAACGGCACAUAUGAUGUGGUCCGAGAGGUAUAUAAUGAGCUGUCCAGUAUCUUCCCGGACAACUGGUUCCAUGUUGGAGCGGAUGAGAUUCAGCCGAACUGCUUUAACUUCAGCAGCUACGUCACUCAGUGGUUCGCAGAGGAUCCGUCGCGCACUUACAAUGAUCUGGCCCAGUACUGGGUAGACCACGCAGUACCGAUCUUCCAGAACUACAGUUCCUCGCGGCAGCUGGUUAUGUGGGAAGAUAUCGUGCUAUCUACGGAGCAUGCGCAUGAUGUACCCACAAACAUCGUGAUGCAAACCUGGAACAACGGGCUGGAUUACAUCAAUCAGCUGACUGCCAAAGGCUACGAUGUGAUUGUGUCAUCAUCGGACUUCAUGUAUCUGGACUGUGGGAUGGGUGGCUUUCUAACCAACGAUCCCCGAUACGAUGUAAUGAGCAAUCCAGAUCCAAACACUCCCAAUUUCAACUAUGGCGGCAACGGAGGCUCGUGGUGUGCGCCGUACAAGACGUGGCAGCGUAUCUACGACUAUGACUUCACGCAGAAUCUGACUGACGCCCAGGCCCAGCACAUCGUGGGCGCGGAGGCACCCCUCUGGUCGGAACAAGUAGAUGAUGUGACUGUCUCUAGUCUGUUCUGGCCGCGCGCCGCUGCUCUGGCAGAGCUGGUAUGGUCUGGGAAUCGGGACGAGAAUGGACAUAAGCGCACGACGCUGAUGACGCAGCGUAUCUUGAACUUCCGCGAGUACUUGGUGGCCAAUGGGGUGCAGGCGAAAGCGCUGGUUCCUAAGUACUGUGUGCAGCGCCCACAUACCUGCGACUUGUAUCGCAACCAGAGUGUAAUUCAGUAAAUUGGAUUGAGAACGGCGAUUGACAUGACAUAAGGGAUCGAUAUGGCUGACGAUCUUAACCACACAUAUUAAUCUAGUCCUAAAACCGAGUUUCGUGUCUACGUUCUUGUCCUGAGAGAAUGUUAUCAGUAUGUUCGUGAUAUAGCAGUUAGACAAUCCGAUACUCGAACAAACUGUAAGAUUCAUUAUAUAGUAUUAAAAGGUUUUUUUCUUGUUGGCUACUGCCAGGAUACGAAAGUCUAUGAGUCGGGAUGUCCUGGAUUAGUGGAACAGAAGCUCCCUUAAAAACACAAAAUGUGGG
Messenger RNA from Aspergillus welwitschiae, 2751 nucleotides. RefSeq names its product beta-N-acetylhexosaminidase. Gene Ontology annotation, biological process: carbohydrate metabolic process; glycosaminoglycan metabolic process. Gene Ontology annotation, cellular component: membrane. NCBI's taxonomy places the organism in Eukaryota, Fungi, Ascomycota, Eurotiomycetes, Eurotiales, Aspergillaceae. The transcript is spliced from 2 exons. Bases 636 to 2450 code for a protein of 604 amino acids. Gene Ontology annotation, molecular function: beta-N-acetylhexosaminidase activity. The record is from RefSeq and is a predicted model, not a curated record.